AACACUAACCGCUGCAAGUUUGCGCAUGCGCCGAAUGGCGAUUUAUCAGUGACUAUUCUUUGAGUUAAAUAUUUUUACUUAGAAAUUUUAUCGUUAGUCGGUAAUAUAUUUAUGUAAACGUGUAAAAUAUUAGACACUUUAGUGUAACAAUGAUUUUGAGAUAAAUUGUUAUAGUGUGUAGUUUAGUGUUGAAAGAAAUAACAAAAAAAUAGCAAUAAAGUUGGAAGUGACGAUAAGUGUUGUGGUUUUGUGGCAUGGGGAGAGUGCGCGGCGGCGUGCCAUCUGCAAGGCUGUGGUGACAUGGGCUGCAUAGCGGCCUCCGCGGACCGUGGGCUCUCGGAGUGAUUGGAGUGCCGGGCUCCGUGCCUGCACAACACCUCUAGUAUUAUGAACAAACGUGAGAGCAACAAGGACAAAGAACGUCAGAGCGACGACAAAAGAACAUCCACCGCGACCGGCGCGGUGGGCGGCGGGCGAGGCGUGGGCGGAAGUAGCGCGAUGCACACAUCGAGGCACUCCGUCACGUCGUCCUCCGGCGUCCUCAUGGUCGGGCCCAACUUCAGGGUGGGGAAAAAGAUCGGGUGCGGCAACUUCGGCGAACUCAGGCUCGGGAAAAAUCUCUACAACAACGAGCAUGUAGCCAUCAAAAUGGAGCCGAUGAAGUCGAAGGCUCCGCAACUGCACCUGGAGUACCGAUUCUACAAGUUGCUAGGCACGCACGCGCCGUCGACCGCGGAGGGUAUCCCCGAGGUGUAUUACUUCGGGCCGUGCGGUAAAUACAAUGCGUUGGUGAUGGAGCUCCUGGGGCCGUCUCUGGAGGACCUUUUCGAUCUGUGCGGCCGUCGAUUCUCUCUAAAGACUGUGUUAAUGAUCGCUAUGCAGUUGCUCCACCGCAUAGAGUAUGUCCACACGAGACACCUAAUAUACCGGGACGUGAAGCCGGAGAAUUUUUUAAUAGGUAGAACUGCAACUAAAAGGGAAAAAAUCAUCCACAUCAUUGAUUUUGGUUUGGCCAAAGAAUACAUAGACUUAGAGACGAACAAACAUAUCCCAUAUCGGGAGCACAAGUCACUCACUGGGACUGCGAGAUAUAUGUCAAUAAAUACACAUUUAGGGAAAGAACAAUCUAGACGUGACGACCUAGAGGCUCUCGGCCAUAUGUUUAUGUAUUUUUUACGUGGUUCCUUACCCUGGCAGGGUUUAAAAGCUGAUACACUCAAAGAAAGAUACCAAAAAAUUGGUGACACCAAGCGGGCGACACCGAUCGAGGUGUUAUGCGAGGGCCACCCCGAGGAGUUGGCCACGUACCUGCGCUACGUGCGGCGGCUGGACUUCUUCGAGACGCCCGACUACGACCAGCUGCGGCGCAUGUUCCGCGAUCUGUUCGAGCGGCGCGGCUACGUCGACGACGGCGAGUUCGACUGGACCGGCAAGACGAUGUCAACCCCUGUGGGCUCCAUUCAAACGGGACACGAGAUUGUCGUCUCUCCGAACCGUGACAGACAUCAACCCUUCCAUAAGGAUGAUUUGUGUGAUUAUAUAAUUGGUUUGGUUGAGGACGAUGAGGCGGCGCUAAUUUCGGGAGAGGGCGCUGUGAAGGACUCGGGAACCGGCGGGACGGCCAACACGGGCAACUGGCCGCCCAGCGGGAAGGCCACGCCCCUCACCACCGGCCACCUCACCCCCGCGGAUAGGCACGGAUCCGUUCAGGUGGUGAGUUCCACCAACGGAGAGCUGGGAGCGGACGACCCGACGGCGGGCCACAGCAACACGCCUAUAACCCAGCCACACCACGAGGUCGACGUGGUAGACGACACCAAGUCAGUUUUCCAGCUACAAUCCGUGUAUUCCAGGUGUUGCUGUUUCUUCAAACGCAAAAAGAAGAAGUGCGCCGCGCGAGCGGGCAAGUGACGCGUGCGAGUCACGUGACCUCCGACCGCCCGCCCGCCCCGCGUCCGUGUGUGUUGAUGUACUGACGGUUGCGAUUCGAACAACCUUUUCUAAGCUAGGUUACACUAU
Messenger RNA from Ostrinia nubilalis (European corn borer), 2019 nucleotides. RefSeq names its product casein kinase I (gene gish). Bases 388 to 1911 code for a protein of 507 amino acids. The record is from RefSeq and is a predicted model, not a curated record. Gene Ontology annotation, molecular function: protein serine/threonine kinase activity; ATP binding. The transcript has 14 exons. Gene Ontology annotation, biological process: positive regulation of canonical Wnt signaling pathway; peptidyl-serine phosphorylation; endocytosis. Gene Ontology annotation, cellular component: nucleus; cytoplasm; plasma membrane. Lineage: Eukaryota; Metazoa; Arthropoda; Insecta; Lepidoptera; Crambidae.